AACGGGCCCCGCGGCGGCGGUGGCGGCAGCCCUGGUUCGGGCUCGGGGAGCAGCAGCCGCGAGGACUCGGCGGAGCGAAGCCCCGCGCCCGCCGCGCCUCGUGCGAGCAUCAUGAAGGACGGCUCCCGGCAGCGGCCCAUGCAGAAGAAGACGGUGUCCUUCAGCACGAUGCCCAACGACCGGAAGAUAAACAGCGCAGCUGCCUGCAUCUCCUUCAUGCUGGAGGGCUGUGAGCUGAAGAAGGUGCGCUCCAACUCCCGUAUGUACAGCCGCUUCUUCGUGCUGGACGCCGACAUGCGCUCCGUGCGCUGGGAACCUUCCAAGAAGGACUCAGAGAAGGCCAAGAUUGAGAUCAAAUCGGUGAAGGAGGUGCGCGUGGGCAAGAAAACGCCCAUCCUGCGCAGCAAUGGCCUCUCUGACCAGUUCCCCGAUGAGUGCGCCUUCUCCAUCAUCUAUGGAGACAACUACGAGUCCCUGGACCUGGUGGCCAGCUCAGCCGACGUGGUGAGCGCCUGGGUGAUGGGGCUGCGGUACCUGCUGUCCUAUGGGAAGCACACGCCCGAGGCCCUGGGGUCUGGCCACCCCAGCCUGCGCACCUCCUGGAUCUCCUCCGUCUUCGACCUCGCUGACCUGGAGAAGUCCGGCCGCAUCCCCGUGUCCCGCGCCGUGCAGCUCAUCAAGGCGCUCAACCCCGGCAUGAAGGUGUCCACCAUUGAGCUGAAAUUCAAGGAGCUGCAGAAGGCCAGCGAGCGUCCCGGCACCGAGGUGGCCUGCGACCUGUUUGUGGAGGCAUACUGCGAGCUCUGCACCCGGCCCGAGAUCUUCUUCCUGCUGGUGCAGUUCUCCAGCAACAAGGAGUACCUGGGCCUGAAGGACCUGCUGACGUUCCUGGAGGUGGAGCAGGGCAUGGAGGGCGUCACGGAGGAGAAGUGCUUGGAGAUCGUCAGCAAGUACGAGCCCUCCAAAGAGGGCCGGGAGAAGGGCUACCUGGCCAUCGACGGCUUCACCCGCUACCUGCUCUCCUCCGACUGCUCCAUCUUCGACCCGCAGCACCGCCGUGUGUGCCAGGACAUGGCGCAGCCUCUCUCCCACUACUACAUCAGCUCUGCCCACAGCGCCUGCCUGCUGGAGGACAACUUCUGGGGCCGCUCGGACAUCAGCGGAUACGUCAGCGCGCUGGGGCUGGGCUGUCGCAGCAUCGAGCUGGUGCUGUGGGACGGCCCCGACGGGGAGCCCGUGGUCUACACCAGCCCCUCGGCCGCCUCCUGCGUGCCCUUCCGCUCCGUGGUGGGGCUGAUCGACCAGCACGCCUUCACCGCCUCCGUCUACCCGCUGAUCCUCUGCCUGGUGGUGCGCUGCUCUGCUGCCCAGCAGCGCCUGGCCGCCCAGUGCCUGCGCAAGACGCUGGGCGAGAAGCUCUACCUGGAGCCGCCUGACCCCGCUGCCUCCUACCUGCCCUCCCCGGAGCGGCUCAAGGGCCGCAUCCUGAUCAAGGGCAAGAAGCUGCCGCCCGGCUGCGAGGACAGCGAGGGGGAGGUGUCGGACGACGAGGAAGGCCGGGAGCUGGCGCGGAGGCUGGGCCAGGAGGACCGCGAGCAGCGGAAGGGGGGGGCCCCACGGCGCGUGCGGCUCAGCCGUGAGCUCUCGGAGCUGGUGAGCCUCUGCCAGGCCGUCCCCUUCCAGGACUUCGAGAGCUCGCGGCGCGGGCAGCGCUACUGGGAGAUGUGCUCCUUCAGCGAGGUGGAGGCGGGCCGCUUCGCCAACGAGUGCCCGGCCGAGCUGGUGAGCUACAACAAGCGCUUCCUCUCCCGCGUCUACCCCAGCCCCAUGCGCAUCGAUGCCAGCAACAUGAACCCACAGGACUUCUGGAAGUGCGGCUGCCAGAUGGUGGCCAUGAACUACCAGACGCCGGGGCUGAUGAUGGACCUCAACGCAGGCUGGUUCCGGCAGAACGGGGCUUGCGGUUACGUCCUCCGCCCCGCCAUCAUGCGGGAGGAGGUCUCCUACUUCAGUGCCAACGCCAAGGACUCCCUGCCCGGGGUGCCCGCACAGCUCCUGCACCUCAAAGUCAUCAGCGGGCAGAACCUGCCCAAGCCAAAGGGCUCGGGGGCCAAGGGGGAGGUGGUGGAGCCCUACGUCUGUGCUGAGAUCCACGGCAUCCCAGCUGACUGCGCGGAGCACCGCACCAAGACGGCCCUGCAGAGCGGGGACAACCCCGUCUUCGAUGAGAGCCUGGAGUUCCAGAUCAACCUGCCCGAGCUGGCUGUGCUGCGCUUCGUCGUGCUGGAUGACGACUACAUCGGGGACGAGUUCAUUGCGCAGUACACCAUCCCCUUCGAGUGCCUGCAGCCUGGCUACCGCCACGUCCCGCUCCAGUCGCUGUCUGGGGAGCCCCUGCCCCACGCCACCCUCUUUGUGCACGUGGCCAUCACCGACCGCCGCGGGGGGGGCAAGGGGCACCGCCGGGGGCUGGCAGGGCGCCGGGGCCGCCGGGUGCGCGAGUAUACGUCCACCAAAGCCACCGGCAUCAAGGCCAUCGAUGAGGUCUUCCGGACGGCCACUCAGCCCCUGCGGGAGGCCACCGACCUGCGGGAGAACGUGCAGAACGCGCUGGUCUCCUUCAAGGAGCUGUGCGGCCUGACGCCCGCCGCCAACAUGAAGCAGUGCAUCCUGACGGUGGCUGCGUGGCUGCUGCACAGUGACAGUGUGCCCAGCGUCACCCUCAACCUGGCUGAGCAGUACCCCCCCAUGGAGGCACAGGGCCCCAUCCCCGACCUGCUGCGCAAGGUCCUCACUGCCUACGAGACGAUGAUCCAGACCAGCCGGACGCUGAUCGAGUCUGCUGACGCAGUGCACAGCAAGCUCAUCCAGGCGCAGCAGGCAGGUAUGGACUUCCACAAGGAGCUGCACCGCAUCGAGGCCAAGGAGGGGCUGCGGGGACGGAAGCUGCAGAAAGCACUGGAGAGCUUUGCCUGGAACAUCACUGUCCUGAAGGGCCAGGCUGAUCUUCUCAAGCAUGCCAAGGCGGAGGCGCUGGACAACCUCUGGCAGAUCCACAACGCUGGGCAGUCCUGUGGCAUCGGCAGGAAUGGUUUGGCCUCUCCAGAGCCGUCCCGGCUGCGCGCACCACUGGAGCCCAUCCCUGAGGCAGAAGGAGGCAGCGAUGCCGCGUCCUGCUGACCCCGGCCUGGGGCUCAGGCAGCCCCCAUGGAGCAGCCUCUGCUGCAGGAACAGGAACUACAGAGCCUGUGUCACGGUUGGGGAUGGGAAUGGGCAGGGUGCUGAGGGGCUGCAGUGGUGCCAACAGUCAUCCACCUGCAGGGCAUUGGGGGGCCCCACUCCUGUCUGCUCCCUUCAGCUUCCCAGGCCUCUUCCAUCUGCUUCCAGAGCGGGUGCUGUGCUGUGGGACCAGGGGGUUGGACUGCUGGCACCUGGCUGUGUGCAUGCACCCCCAGCCUGCUGUGCCACCAGCCCUGUAAGAACUGCCCCUCUGUGGGCUCUGGCUGUCAGGGCUGCAGAUUCUGCCUUUGCCAGCCCUGGAGACUGCCUGCAUAGCUGGAAGGGGUCUGUCCGACCACUGUCCCUUCUCCCAGGGUCUUCCCAGGUGUCCUUGGGUCCCUGCUGUGCAGAGGGGCUGGGAAGGCACCUGUAGGGAAGCUGGCAAUGGGUCGGGGGCAGUGGGACCACUGCAGAGCAGGGCUGCCGGGGGCUGUGUCCUCUGGCGUCAGGGAGCUCAUCCUGGGCUCGUCCCCUGAGCGAGCUCACCGCGGUGUGGGCUGUGGGUCAGGGCUGGUCUGGGGCUGCGGAGCACUCUGUUUAUAAAGUGUGUGAGACCCACGCCGUGCGCUGCUG
This is a messenger RNA of Lagopus muta (rock ptarmigan), 3852 nucleotides long. Its product is annotated as inactive phospholipase C-like protein 2. Gene Ontology annotation, biological process: intracellular signal transduction; lipid metabolic process. The record is from RefSeq and is a predicted model, not a curated record. Gene Ontology annotation, molecular function: phosphatidylinositol-4,5-bisphosphate phospholipase C activity. Lineage: Eukaryota; Metazoa; Chordata; Aves; Galliformes; Phasianidae.